AUGGCUAAGCCCUUGUAUCAGGCCACUACAGGUUCAGAUAAAGAACCCUUUGAAUGGACCAAGGAUUGUCAGGUGGCAUUUGUUAACAUUAAGACCACUUUAGUCAAUGCUUCAGCCCUUGGCAUUCCUGAUGUCACUAAACCAUUCACUUUGUAUAUGGCUGAAAGUAAAGGAGUGGCUACUGGGGUCCUUACUCAAACCCUUGCCUCCCGACCGGAGUGGUAUCAGAUCGCACUCCUUGACAACCCAGAAGUUCACAUCAAGCACAGUAGCAGGUUUAAUCCAGCAACCUUUCUUCCCCAACUGAAACCGGAUAGUGAUUAUGAUUGUGUGCAGACUGUUACGGAAGUAUUUUCUGGCCAGCUGGAUUUAACUGAAGAAGCAAACAGGGACCUGUAUACAGAUGGCAGCAAUUUUAUGAGUCAGGGAGAAAGGCUAGCUGGCUAUGCUGUGGUCACAUUGGAUCAGGUAGUGGAAGCAGCAGCUCUCCCUGCAGGUACCUCAGCUCAAAAAGCUGAACUCAUUGCCUUGACGAGGACCUUGGAAUUAUCAGAGGGAAUUCUGGAAAAAGCCAGGCUCUAUUUCGCAAGAAAGACUCUACCAUCUUUGGAAGAAAGGAAAAAAUAUGACUAUGAGUUUGCAACUUCCACCUCCUUCCAUGGAGUCAACAAUAUUAUUCAUACCAAGAGCAAGACACGCAAGAUCUUAUGGAUGGUAGUAGUCUUGGGCUCCAUUGUCCUAGUUGCCUGGCAGGUUUAUUGUCGUUUCUUCAAUUAUUUCAGCUGGCCCACCACAACCUCAGUUGUAGUUCAAUAUGUGGAAAAGAUUGAAUUUCCUGCUGUAACAUUUUGUAAUCUGAACAGGUUCCAAACUCAAGCAGUAGCUAACCUGAGCAUCGUUUUCUUCCUCUGGAGCAUAGUAUCAGGAGUUCUUCGUAUGUUCAGUACUGAUGAUAAGUUUAGUCAAGAACUACAAGAUUUUUUUCAAGGGAAUCAAAAUUUCAGCAUCAAAGAAUUCACAAGAGAUAAUGGUUUCUAUCUUAACAGCAGCACAUUGCUGAGUUGUGAAUUUUUUGGGAAAAAAUGCCAUCCAAAGGACUUUGCUCAUGUCUUUACUGAAUAUGGGAACUGCUUUACUUUUAAUCAUAUUAACCUUCCUACAAGAAGAAGAGUUAGCCUUUCUGGAAGAGGCCUCAGUUUGAUUUUUGAUGUCAAACAGAGUCAGUUCACUGAUGAUCCUAGUCUUGGUUUUGUUGAUGCUGGCAUAACCUUUGCUAUCCACUCACCUAAAGAACCUCCCCGAUUUGAUGGUUUAGGUGUUUUUACACCAGUGGGGAUGCAUGCCCAUGCUGCAAUCCAAGAGGUAAAAACAAUUAUCCAAGAAUACCCUUGGGGAGAAUGCAACCCAGAUAUCAAGCUUCAGCAUCAUCAAAUCUACAGUACAUAUGGAUGUCUACAAGAAUGCAAGGGCCACCUUAUACAAAAGCACUGUGAAUGUUUACCUUUUAUGCUGCCAGGAAAUGGCACAGAAUGUGACUUGGAGAAAUUUUACAGCUGUGUUUCUCCUACUUUGUAUAAAAUAGAAUUCAUGGGAUUGUGCACAGUAGGAACACAUAAUUCCACAUGUCCAGUACCAUGUGAAGAAACAGAUUACCCAAUCACCAUCUCGUAUUCUACUUUUGCAAGUGAACAAGCUCUGAAAUUCCUAUCUGCAAAGCUGAAGAAAAAAACAGAAUAUGCCAGGAAUAAUCUUGUAUAUAUUGACAUUAAAUACCACAAUUUGAAUUACAAAAUGACCCAGCAGCAGAAGGCACUGAGUGUAUCAGAACUGUUAGCUGAUAUUGGUGGUCAACUGGGCUUAUUUUGUGGAGCUAGUAUGAUUACCAUAAUUGAAAUUGUCGAAUAUGUUUUCACCAACUUCUAUUGGAUGUGUGUUUUUCUUCUACUAAAAGCACCAAAAUUGCCUGAUUGGGACACUUCAAAUCAGAAUGAACAAAUGCACAAGAGAAGAAUACAAGAGUGCUAAGACCUUGCAGAAAACAAAUACACGGCAUUUAUUUUUAACAUCUUUGAUACUAGAGGAAAAUAAGGCCUUAGUAUCAUUACUCAUUUUUUAUCAGGAUAGCAAAAAGUCCACUUUAUGCACCUAUCUGUACAGAGUAAUAGUUACCUAUAUUAUUACAUUAUACUUUGAAAACAGUCCAGAAAUUUCAACUGAUGUGAAACAGCAGCCAGUAAAAAUGGUGGUCACUCCAAUCCCAUUAUGGCUGGGCUUUGCAAUUUGUUGCCAUUAUUUAAGUACUGCUUUAAUAUUCAAAUUGUUCAAGAAGAUCUUAUUCCAUAUAUCUGGUAGCAAAAUUCCCCAAAAACAUUUCUCAAUCUGUAGUUACUGUUUGGUACUCUCAAUUAUUAAAAGUGGUAGCUGCAAUGAAGAGACUUUUUCAGUUGUAACCCCCUUUUUCUGAAAAAAUGCCUGCUACCAAAGGGAUUUUCCCCAAACUUGCAUUAUAAUCUUUUCAACAGCAUGUGAAAGCUUUGGACAUGAAUUAAUGGUUUAUGAUCUGUCUGUGUUCCUAAUGUUGCUUUAUUGAUGUGUUGCAUUACUUUUUAGCUUCAAGUAAUAACUUAUUGCAUAGUUAUAUUGUUUGUUUUUUCCUUAUCUUUCUUUACCUUAAGUAUUUAAUUCAUAUCACUGCAAAACAUAGAUCCUUAGAUAGUUUUAUUGAAUAAUGAUAAGCAGGAAGUGGUUAGUGUACAGUUAAGCAUGUCAUGUUAAUCUAAGAAAAGGAUCAAGUAAAGUUCGAUUAACCUUGAUUAAGUGGAUCAUGUAAAUACAACCACUAUGUGAAUUUGCUUAAUAAUCUGUGACUGUAAGAUUGUAAGACCUCUACCUAACCAUAAUUUUUUUUGUCAGGAAAAUUUAGAUUAAAUUUGGUUCAUUUCCACAUAUUAAUUUAUUGAUAUAUUUUUAUCAAGAAAAUGUAUAUUUAUAUAUAGGGUAGAACUUUUCCUGAAAUAUGCAUUUUUUAUUCAGUUAUUCUUCUGAAAUGAAUUUAUUUUAAUACAUUUGUUUUCUAAAGCAAUUAAUUACUACAAAAGCAACACAUGUGUUUUUAUGCAGUUGCACAUAAUAACAGCUGCCUAAAGAACAUCAUUAGUGACAAGGUUUUUUAUAAACAUCAUUUAAUAUAUAGAUACAUUUUCAUACAUAACAAGAGGAAAAUAUGUGGCUAAAAUGAAGUAAAUUUAAGUUUCUGUGAUUACAGUGUAUUGCCAGCAGAUGUCCUACUCAUCUUUCUCUUUUAAUUUCUAGUAUUUUUUUUUUAAAAAAAAAAACAUGACACAAUGUAGGAAUGACUUUCAUUCAUUUGUGGAAUCAAUGAAAUAUGGAAAUGCAUUCCGCUAAUUCCACCAGAACAGCUAAUAGAGGCAGUUCUUGCUUGGUAUCGAUAUAAACUGAUAGUGCUUUUGUACUGAAAUAUUUUCCAGCUGCUUCACAUCGAACUUAUAUUUUGACCCUUAGGAAAAAAGACCUAUUGGAAUUCUUAGUUUAAGAAGAAAAAAAGACAACUAAGGAUACAUGUGAUAAGAAUUAUAAAGUUAUAAACACUUAUACAUAGUGGGGUCAAAAUUGCAAUUAUUUCUUCCAGUACUUGUUGCAUAAAAACAAAGUCAGAUCAGAACUUAUUCAUGGGGCACUGAAGAUCUCAAAAGGGAUAUUUUGCUUCAGAGGCCUAAUGUCUCUUCAAAGUGAUUUUCUGAAACAAAAUUGUGUCUCCUUUCUUAUCAGUAGAGAAGUCAAAUUACUUUGACAUCGACAAUGGUUACACUUUGAGACAAGACCGGCCCUGCCUUGACUUUUGAUAAGCAUAAAUUGAGUGUUAGCAGAUUUAGGACAAGCAAAGAAAUUAUAUUUUAUCUACUGUGGAAAAGUUUUACAUGAAAAUAGUUCAGUCCCUUGGUCAGUCCUUAGAAACCGGUUUCUGAAGGUAAGGCAAUGGCCAUUACUUUAGGUGACUUAAAAGGAUUUAUAUAAAUUCAGGAAAGAAGACAGGAUCAUAAUAACUCAAAGGAAAUAUAAUUGAGACAGUAAUAUGAAGCAAAGGAGAAAAAAACAAUUGUCUUUUUACAAGUUUCUCAAAAGGAGCUAACUGGUCACUGGGGAAAUAAGAAACUGGACCAGAUGGAAUGAAAAUCUCAUCUAGCAUGGAUGUUGGUGUGUUUAAUAGUGCAAACUGUUAAUAUAUCUUAAAAUAUUAUUUGUAAUUAUGUAUAUGUAUUGAAGCCAACUAGCACGUAUCAUAGCUUUUAAGUGCUAAAUUCUUUUUUUGCCUGGUUCAGAAAAUAAUUAUACUGUUAAAUGUAAUGCAACCCACAGAAAUGUAUCCACCACUUUAGUUUAGUAAAGUAAAACAGGGAGUCAUGGCAGAAAAUUUUUAGAAGUUUACAUAGUAUAGAAAAAUGAAGAUACUACUUCUAUCCAUUCUUGAAAAAUAUUUCCUGGAAAUGGCUCAAUCCUCUCAAUUGCAGAUAUUGAUGAGGCAACAUCAGUAUCUGAUGCUUGGCAUUCUUCCCAACUCUGAGAAUCCCCAAACAUCUGGAGAGAAGGCUGAUAUAAACAAUAGCAGAAUUGUUAUUUGGAAUAAGAAUUGUAAUAUCUAUUUUUUUAGAAGGGUCUGCAAACAAAUGCAGACAAAAUGAAUUAUAUAUUGAAACUCAUUAAUAAUUAUAGACACAGCAUUUGAAGAUUCACAGAAUUCAUUGUGUUACACAAUAUUCAAUGGUGUUUCCUAACUUGGUUUUUAAUACAACUCACUCUUGCUCUGCCUUUGUCUUUCUGUGAAUAUGUAUGUUUAAAUCAGUAUUCACUGCCUAAAGUAGUGGACAAUAUCAACCUCCUGGAAAAGUCUUUGCAUUUUUAUUGCCAAGAUUUCCGGAGUGAUUUGCCAUUGCCUUCUUCCUAAGGCUAAGAAAGAAUCAUUAGUCAAAGGUCACCCAGCUGGCUUUGUGCCUAAAGCCAGUCUAGAAUUUACAGUCUCCUGAUUUUUAGCCUAACACCUUAAUCACUAUACCAAAUUCUCAAAUUCCCAUUUAUUCAGGUAUGGCACAGCAAGUGCUUCCCUCCCAAAAUUUAAACAGACAACCAAAAAGAUGUCCCAGAUACCUGAGCAUUAUGGAGUCCUUGGUGCUCCUUGAGCUUGGUUGUUAGCUUACAGAUGUUUCAUUACCUGACCAGGUAAUAUCAUCAGGGCUAGUGAAUGUGUGGUUUGCUCCCUAUUUAUAUUAAGUAGUUUGCCAUGCCAAUGUUGAUGGGGUGUGGUUUGCUCCUUGAUAGUUCCUUGAUUAAUGUUUUCUGUUUCAUUUUUUGAUCUGGUGUUAAUCCCUGCUAAUCUGGGUGCAGCCUGUUGGAAAACAUAUGUUCUGGUCUUUUUUUUUCUUAUAUUUGUAUACAAUAAUAUUUAUUGUACUAAUUUUAUAGCAUCAAUAUUUUUAUAAAUAUAUAUUAUAAUAUAUAUAUUGUAAUAUUGUAUUGUAAUGUAUUGUAAUAAUAUUUUUAUUGCAUUAGUUUUAGAUUAGAAUUGACUCAUGGCUAAAGAGAUAACAGUGCAUAAAAUGUAAAACAAAACAGUCUCUGACAGAAACCUACCUAAAUGGUUUUCUUUAAAAAGAGUGUGUAGUCCAAAUCCAGUCCAAGAUUCCAAGAAUAAGGUCAGAUAGUCCAGAAGUCAAAAUUUCAUAGCAUAAUUCACACAAAUAUCAUAUAACAACCAAAUAUCAGAUGGUUGUUUCCAACAAGGGAUUAUGGGCUAGGACUGCCUUUUAAAUAAGAUUGCAACCAGGGAACAUUAAUCAAGAGAGGAGCCUAUAGAAGACAUCUUCUCUACUCUAUUUUGUUUGCUAGGUGCAGGGCCUUGGAGACCUUAUGUCAUCACUCUCUGACUUCUCUAGCAGCUGAGGUGGUACCUAUGUUUGAUCAGCCUCAAGUGAUUUGUGACUUUGUGUCUCCUAAAACUGACAUUCCACAGGUCCUGCUUCUUCACAUUCAAAGUCAUUGUCCAAUUCCUGGAUCAUGACAAAAGAAAACAAAAAAGACCAAUAUAUAUUUUUUUCAGCAGCCUGUAUGAUCUGUAUAUAUUAU
Messenger RNA from Crotalus tigris (Tiger rattlesnake), 6138 nucleotides. It is a transcript of the gene ASIC5, whose product is annotated as acid sensing ion channel subunit family member 5. Gene Ontology annotation, molecular function: nucleic acid binding; ligand-gated sodium channel activity. NCBI's taxonomy places the organism in Eukaryota, Metazoa, Chordata, Lepidosauria, Squamata, Viperidae. Gene Ontology annotation, biological process: sodium ion transmembrane transport. Bases 1 to 2025 code for a protein of 674 amino acids. Gene Ontology annotation, cellular component: membrane. The transcript has 11 exons. The record is from RefSeq and is a predicted model, not a curated record.